Messenger RNA from Dioszegia hungarica, 4995 nucleotides. RefSeq lists its product as uncharacterized. Gene Ontology annotation, biological process: barbed-end actin filament capping; mitotic actomyosin contractile ring assembly; actin filament bundle assembly. Gene Ontology annotation, cellular component: cell division site; mating projection tip. The transcript is spliced from 10 exons. Lineage: Eukaryota; Fungi; Basidiomycota; Tremellomycetes; Tremellales; Bulleribasidiaceae. Gene Ontology annotation, molecular function: actin binding; small GTPase binding. The record is from RefSeq and is a predicted model, not a curated record. Bases 1 to 4995 code for a protein of 1664 amino acids.
AUGGACACUCUGUUCCGAAAAAGCAAGAGCUCUCGUUCGUCAGGCUCUUCGUCUCUACCGCCACCUUCAGCCGGUCUCGGCGGCGUGCCAUAUAAUCAACUCCCUCAAUCGAACGGUCUCCCGGUCGCUGGUCCUUCUACCCAGAGCAUACGGCGAGAUGUCAACGGAUACGAGAAUCUCAAAGACUUCAUCUCUCCUCCAAGCACCAACUCGGGGCUCGGAAGGGAUGGUCCGCCCUUACCUGGCAAAGAUCGGUCGAGCGGGCAAAUCACCCCGCUCGAGAAUUCUCGGCGGCCCUCGUCGGAUGCGAGCACGUACAAUAGCCAGCGCUACGUCUCGCCAAUGCCCUCUGCGGACUGGCGGCAGUCUUCGCGGGAUCCGGAGACGUCGUCAAUACGGAGCGUUUCGACCGUUAGCUCUCAGCCAAAUCGAGAUCUGGGACGGUAUCCCACGUUCCAGGUCGAUGCGAUGAACCGGCCAGUCCGGCCAACUCAGCAGGCAUUCACAGCUGUCCCGGGCCUCGGACCAUCCCCGUCUACUUCGGCCUUCUCGUUUCCUCGACCGUCAGACGACGAGGUUGAGGAGAUGUUUGCUCGGCUGGUAGAGGAUCGGGAUUUCGGUUCCUCGGCGCACCUCCCUACCCUCUCCUCUCGCGCCUCCGUCGCAUCAACCGUCUCGGCCGUCGGUCAAGUCGCUAGCAUAUCAACGGAUAUGAAGUGGAAACUUAUAUCGGAUAAUGCACGGAAGGCACACGAUUCCAAGCGGAAGAUUGAUGAGGCGCAGAAGGCGGGCAAGGCGAGGGGAGAAGGGGUCAUGCUCAAGAACUCGGUCGAGUGGUUCUUGAGAAAGAUCAUGACGCAGAGCUUCACAAAGGACCACUUCAACAAGCUCAGUGUCAGCUUGAGGACGGAGCCUGUAGAGUGGAUGCGGAACUGGCUAGACCACCAGGGUCAGGAGGUACUAGCAAAGUAUCUCAACAAUAUCACGAGUCGGCCAAAUCGAGGUGGAGCGGAUGUAGAGCUGGAGUUUGAGUGUCUGAAGUGCAUGAAGGUGUCCUUGAGCAAUAAACUCGGAGCGCACGACGCCAUGACCCGCCCCACCAUCGUCAACGCUAUCUGCACCUCUCUGCUCUCACCCUAUCAGCCAUGCCGCAAGCUCGCCGCCGAAAUGCUCAUAUUCUUUUGCAGCUUCGACGAGGAGUCACCGGAUCGCAAGGGGCUAGGAAUGGUCCUAGUUGCUUUCGACUAUGUCGAGCAGACCCUGAACAGUGCUAUUGCGGACGUGUCCAACAAGGUUGGCAAAUUCGACAUGUGGCUGCGGCAGUUGGAGGCAACGAUAGACGGGCGGGGAAGGAUGGGGAGUAUGGUGGGCAUGUCGAAGGACUUUAAGGAGUCUAUACACGUGCAAGAGUACUGCAAUCUCAUGCUGUACCUCGCUCAGCUCAUGUCGUCCAGCAAUCAAUUACGGUCCCGGUGUUCCGUCCGUGCUCAACUGGAAUCGUCAGGCCUCGUCGCCAUAUUCGACAAGGUUCGGCCAUGGCGGGAUCCAAAUAUCACCGAAUUGAUACAGCGGUACGAGGAGGAAGCGGAGGCAGACCGGCGCGAAUUGAUGGAGGAGCAACAGCAGACUGUGCUGCACUCCAUGCGGGCACCCGAGGACGUCUUCCGGGCGCUACUACAAAACACCCGCGGAACCAAGGCGAGCGCGUACCUUCUCGACGCUAUGCGGCACAUGCUGCUCAUCCGACAAGACCACGAUUUUGUGCGCUUCUUCCAGCUCAUCGACCGGUUAAUCGUCAGUAUCGUCACCAGCGAUACGCCCGAGAUGAGCUACGACUUUUCUCGGGCAUUCGGGAUCUCGGUCACCCAUCUCAUCGGCAAGUUUGUCGAGCAGGACAGGAUGGAGCAGGCCACCGAGGAGAUCAAGAUGCUCAGGGCGGCGGUUUCACGUGCGGAUCGGGAAAAGGCGGAUAUGGCGGAUGAGAUGGCAGGCGGGAACGAUGGCCUCGUUGGGCAGCUCAAGGCCCAGGUACACGAGCUCGAGGAGAAGCUUCACAAGUCUCGGGCAGCAACAGAUGCUCUGCGGGAUCAGCUCGAGGGGACCAAGAGGGACUACGAGGCCCGGAUAGCGGAUCUCGAGUUGAUCAUCCAGGAGCUAUUCAACAUGCUCCGGGAGACCAGUCAUCUCGAUACUGUGGCGGGACUGGAUCAGGGACCGAUCAAUCGCGCCAAGCUCAUCCAUGAUCUGCGGGAGCAGUGGCAUCGGAAGAAGACGAUCGAAAAGCUCGAGGGAGGGGAAGGCAAGAAGGGGGCAGCGGCGGAUGACGAGGAGGAAGGGGAGGUGCUGGAGGCAGAGAAGGUGGUGAUGAAGCGGGCGACACCUGGGGAGCUACCCAAGGCGCCCAAGAGGCAGGCGAUAUCGGGCAGUCAGUUCUUGGACGCAGCGGAUGACGAUGUCCGGGCGCAUAUCGAAGAUGCUCUUGUCAGGGGUUCGGACCAUAUCUCACCCAAAGUACAAACAGGCUCGCUUCGGAGCACUCGGCCGCGAGAAGGUGGUGAUACGCCCACUCGACGACGAGGCGGUCCGGACGCCCCGCCUAUCGGCGAAAAGUCCAUCCACCGCUUCCCGCAAGGCAGACUACCCGCUCGUCUGCUCGCAGAGCUACAGUAUCGCCAUCUGUCCCGCUCGGCCUCAGCGCCGACCGUCAGCUUACUGGACGAUGCGUUCGAGAAGAGCACGUAUCGCGAGAGCGGACUGGAGAGCGAUACCUCGUCCGGCUCCAACUUUGAGCUGCGGACACCCGUCCAGUCGGCUCGCAUGCGAGACUCGUUCGCAGCUCAGGUGCUGAGUCGGGCUCGGAGCCUUCGGGCAGGAUCCGAGGAGACAGAGGACUUCCUGCCACCCCUGCAAGGCGCGCUCGGUACGGUCACUGAGGACGACGAGAUGCUCAAGACGCCUGAGCGAUACUCGGCCAAGUCAUCGGCCGAGAUGCCUCCGCCUCCCCCGCCACCACCGCCUCCUCCACCACCACCACCGCCUCCUCCACCACCACCACCCCCGCCUCCCCCGCCUGGCGGCAUGGUCGCUUCCAGUUCCGCUCCUAUCAAUCCCUCCGCCAAGACCACCCGCGCUGCCCAUGCACAAAGCGUGGUGGGCAUGGCCGGCGUUCUCGCUGGAAUCAAGGGCGGAUUCAAACUCAAGACUUCGGCCCAACCUGGUACUCCACCUUCACCCCCGUCGAAGCCCAAGCAGAAUCUCGCUUCCCACCUUGCCUCUCGCGCCCCACUCGCACCCAUCACGUCUCUCCUCCACGGCGCCAAUGACAGCAGGAAGGAUGUGCCACUCAUGGCGAGCAAGAAGAUGAAGCAGCUUCAAUGGGAGAAGGUCUCCAAGACGCAGCUGGCAAAGACGGUAUGGGGUGAGACGGCGACAACGGAGGAUGAGCUCAUGGGGAAGAUGCAGGCGGUGAACCUGUGGUCCGAGAUGGAGGACGAGUUCAAGGCAAAGGAGAUCAUCCGGGAUGCAGUCAAACGGAAGAAGGAGUCUGAAUUGCAAUCGGUAUUGGGUCCAGAGCAUCGGAAACGAAUAGAAAUUCUCAUGGCUGGUACCGCUGCAAAGAACAAGGCGCCAGAAAAGCUGUCGGACGCUAUCGCGGACUUUGACAAGGAUCUGUGUAGCGAGACCUUCCUCCGGGAGCUCCAAGGUGUCCUGCCGAAUGACGACGAUCGCGGCAAGCUUCUCACACACAGCGCCGACACACCCUCCGAGCUCGAGCUGCUUCAUCCCGCCGAUCGACUCAUGGUCCGCCUCAUCCAACUUCCUCACCUCUCGGACCGCGUCAAGGGCAUGCUUUUCCAGGUCCGCUUCCCCCAGAACAUCGAACUGCUCAAGCAGAGUCUCGAUCUCCUCAUCGCCGCCUGUACCGAUCUGCAGAACGCCCCUCUCUUCCGUCGCCUCUGCCAGCUCAUUCUGCACAUUGGAAACUACAUGAACGGGACCAACUUUGCGGGUGGCGCCUUCGGCUUCAAGAUCGCCUCGAUCAACCGGCUGGUCGAUACCAAAUCGAGCAGCGGACAGAACCUGCUGCAUUUCCUGGAACGGCAGGUCAGCAUCAACUUUCCGGAGCUGGAGGGAUUCGUGGAGGAGCUGGCGAGGCCGUCGGAUGCGAACAGAGUCAACUUCCAAGACAUGCAGUCUACGAGUCGGACAAUGCUCGAGGAGAUCCGCUAUAUCCGCCGAUCCCUCAGCGACAACUUCGAGGCGAGCACGGAUGGCUACACGCGCAAGAUGUUCCGCUUCGCCGCUGUGGCAGAAGAGGAGCUGAAGGAGCUGAGGGACGGGAUCAUACAGGCAGAGGCGGCGUUGAGGGAUGUUCAGACGUACUACGGGGAAGGGGAGGAGAUGGGCAGGCCUAUUCCCAGUCAAGAGUUCUUUGGCAUCUUCCGGACAUUCACUAGCUCGUACAAGUUCUGCCGACUCGCCAACCGCCAAAAACAGGAAGAGGCCACCGCCAGAGACCGCAGAGCCGCCGCUCGAGCCGCACUAUCCCCACAACCCACAGGCGCGUCCGUCGAAGGCAAUCUCAUCGACGCCCGCCUCCAGCGCCUCAAGCUCGAGGGUACUCCCAGGGUCAAGCGGGAACGCCGGGCCGCUGCACCCCCUCUAUCCCCCAUCCCUGCCAAUAGCGACUUUUCCGACUUCAUGCUCCCCUCCAUCGGCGACGAGUCGGACUACGGCAGUCUGGCGCAAAAGAUGCUCGACGACCUCUUCAACCCCAGCACCGCCGCAUUGGAUGACUUUGCGGACUCGCACGAUCCCCCUUCCCCAUCUCCCGCCGGCGACGUGCGAUUGGGCGCCCAGAUGCUCAGGAGCGGAUCAGGAGACGUUAGCUCCUCAUCGCCUACAUCGCCCGUAUCGCCAUCCAUCGAGAUAUCGGCUGCUGGGGAGACAUCGGACAGGGUUGGCGACGUCGUUGUAAGCACUAGGGAGGAUUAG